This is a messenger RNA of Trichoderma atroviride IMI 206040, 420 nucleotides long. RefSeq lists its product as uncharacterized. The record is from RefSeq and is a predicted model, not a curated record. NCBI's taxonomy places the organism in Eukaryota, Fungi, Ascomycota, Sordariomycetes, Hypocreales, Hypocreaceae.
AUGGAAAAGACAUUUAGCCCCAAUUACCAAUUGGGCGCUGGCACGGCUCCAGGAUCCGAGAGGCGGCUGUAUGUGCGCCGCAAGGCUCGCGACCCGUUCACCAUCCACGGCAUCAAGGAUGAUCCCUGUCCGCCAUCGCCAAUCGGAAACGCAGAUUGGGUUCACUGUCUUUCUGUGUUUUCUUCGGCAGUCCUCGUACUUUGUACGGCAUCCUGGACGCAUGUCGGGUGGGGAGAGGCGAAGCGAGACUCGAAGGUGGAUGACGGUGAUGAUGCUGCUGGCCCGCCUCUCAAGAUGCAUGUCUCAAGGAGCCAUCACCGAACUCAUCUGUGCAGCGAAUGGAAAUCACCCGUACAGCGCCAAAUCAAGGCCAGGCCCGGCAAUGUCUCGGACAAGGACGCGGGCAUGAUGCGGUGUUGA